Haemonchus placei is the source of this 1305-nucleotide messenger RNA. The record is from the annotation of a GenBank genome assembly. NCBI's taxonomy places the organism in Eukaryota, Metazoa, Nematoda, Chromadorea, Rhabditida, Trichostrongylidae.
AUGGCUGUGAUAAAAAAGAUGAAAGUCAAGAAGGCGUUAGUGCAGAAGAAUGCGGACAAGAGUCAAAGCAAGCUAGCAACGAAAGAGAAGAGGAAGAGGAAACUGGAUGCCGAAUCAGACUCCCCCAAUGAUGCUAAUCAAAAUGAGAACGAAUUCAAAAUUGCCGCUGACAGCCAGAGCAAAGAAACGAUCAUUCCUGAAGAAAGUGACUCGAAGAGAUUCGAAAAUCUAAAAGAUCAGGGUCGCCAAGCACUAAGGGCGUUGAAGAAGCAUUUUGCAGAGAGAAAUGAGAAAUCUCUCUUUCCUGAUAUAGAUCAGGCUGUUGGCAUCACCAUAGUGUAUAAGAAACCCGCUUUAACGACGGACAGAGCGCGAGUAAAAAUUACGCUCCCCUGCCCACCUCGGACACCGGCUAAUACUUCGAUUUGUUUAAUCAUGCCAGAUCUUGACCAAUCCGCUACAGGAAGGAGAGAUCCUGACGUAGACAAGCAAGCAAGACAGUGGGCUGAAAAGAUUGAAAAGGAUCAUGGCCUCACCAAUCAACACUAUUCAAAAAUUUUGACCAAGCGGCAAGUAGAACGAGAGUAUCACUCAUAUAGUCAGCGACGUGCACUAGCAACAGCUUACGAUGUGUUUUUGGUCGAUGUUCGUGUUGCAAAGGCCGUGCGCUCGUUCCUCGGCAAAGAUUUCUACAAAGUCCAUAAGGAACCGUUGGAUUUCAAAUACACAAAACCAUUGGUAACAGCAAUUGAAAAUGCAGUAAAAACGGUCGUACUGAAGUUGCAGCGAUAUGCUACUAGAGUACAUGUGCCGUUUGGUCAUUUAGGGCAACCGUUGUCGGAUCUCAGUUCGAAUUUCGAUGCGGUCAUAGAUGCCGUAGCUAGUGCUUGUCCGGGAGGUUUCGCAAACUUACGCAGUGUAUACGUGCAGCCCGUCGGGUCUUCACCUUCUCUACCGGUUUACAUUGAUAACGGAAUGGCGUCUGAAGUUCAACUGAAAAAACCGGAGAAACGCAGGCGGUGCAUGGAACAAGUUACUGAUGAAUGCACUACACUUCCUAAUGGCUUGAAGCUCGCUGUUAGGAGAAACGGUAAACUCCGUGUUGUGGAAGAAGAGUCUGGCCAUACUAUUCUGUAUCCGACAGUACAUGAUGAGUGGGAGGAACGCGAUGGCUUGAAGCCAACUGUGGAUCCUGCCAAAUUGAAGCGGAAGCAUGCUAUCAAGAAGAAACGAAUGCAAAAACGCUUGAUGCAAAAGAGAAUCAAGUCGGGUGAGGUCGUCACCGUGCGUCAAGAAGUUAACUGA